AUGUAUGGGCUUGAGUGGGGGCUGACUGGGGUGGUGGCGGAGGGGUUGGCGCAGGCGGCUGUUCAUAGGGAUGAUCUCAGGGAGUUUUUGUUGACUGCUGAAGAAAAGGGACGGGGGCGGGAAGAAGGGGAGACGGUGCUGGGGUUGUUACGGGAGGCGGAGGGACUGAAAGGGGCGGCGAGGUCGGAGGAUGGGAAUAAGAUCCGGGAUGGGGUUUUGGUGCGGGCAAAGGGGGAGAUGGUUGACUUGGCUGGGAGGGUCAAGGUGGAGGAGGGGGAGGUGGAGGGGAGGACGAGGGAGAUGUUUAAUGGGGCGGUUUAUGUCGCGGCUGGGGCGGCGGUGAGCAUGACUGACCAAAAAAAGGUGCCGAAGUUUGAUUUUUUUCUGAUGCACCAUGUCAACGCGGCGCCGUUUUUUGUCACGAUGAACAAGAUGGAUUGGGUGCCGGAGAAAACAAAAAGGAGGUUGUUGGAGUGGAAGAUUAGGAUGGAUUUGUUGCAGUAUGUGGCUAGGGGGUGUCCUGAGUUGAGGGUGGAAAGGUUGGAGGGGUAUGAGCCGAAGCAGCCUGGAAAGGCGAAGAUGGUGGAGGAGAUUGUGAGUAGGUUGCAUGGGUUUGGGGAUGAUGGGCAUGCUAUCAAGCUGGGGAGGGCGACGGUGGUUUGUAGGAAUAUUUGUCGGGAGUAUGAAGAGAAAGAAGGGUUCAUGAUUAAAGGAGGGUUAUGGGAGAAGAUAUGCCACUUGAUUGUUGACUCGGUUGAGGCGCCGGGGGAGCAUUGGGUGAGGAGUGCCGGGUUUGAGGAGGCUUGGAAGGUAUGUCUCUCAUGUUUCCCUUUCCGAGAGAAGGCAGGCUAA
Molecule: messenger RNA, 852 nt
Organism: Podospora anserina S mat+
Lineage: Eukaryota; Fungi; Ascomycota; Sordariomycetes; Sordariales; Podosporaceae
Exons: 1
Coding region: 1-852 (283 amino acids)
Molecular function (GO): oxidoreductase activity
Source: RefSeq, a predicted model, not a curated record